AUGUCUGCCGGUGUUCGUGUUUGUUCAGACUUGCAGUGUGGAUCAGAAACCACCUCAGGACUCAAAUGCCCUAUUUGCUUGAAGCAAGGAAUCGAUCAACCAUUCUGCGAUGAGGGCUGUUAUAAAAACAGCUACAAAGCUCACAAAGCUUUGCAUUGGAAAGAUGACAAACCUAGCCCUUACGAUCCCUUCCCUAAAUUCAAGUACACUGGACAGCUGAAAGCUGCCUACCCUUUGACUCCGAAAAGAGUGGUUCCCAAGGAUAUUGCCGCACCAGAAUGGGCAGAAGACGGACUCCCUGAGUUGGAACAGCGUAACGACACCAAGAACACGAUCAUCGUCUACUCAAAAGAAGAGAUCAAGCGUAUUCGUAAAGCCUGCAUGCUGGCCAGAGAAGUCCUCGAUAUCACCGCUGCAGCGCUACAACCUGGCGUAACGACCGAUGAGCUGGAUCGCAUCGCACACGAGGAAACCGUGAAAAGACAGGCCUACCCAUCGCCUUUGAACUACUAUAACUUUCCUAAGUCCUUGUGCACCUCGGUUAACGAGAUCGUGUGUCACGGUGUUCCUGACCAGACUGUGUUGAAAGACGGUGACAUCAUCAAUCUGGAUGUGUCGUUGUUUUGGAACGGCGUGCAUGCAGAUCUCAACGAAACCUACUACGUCGGUGAAAACAUCUCAAAAGAGGCGAUCAACACCGUUGAAACUUCAAGAGAGUGUUUGAAGGCUGCCAUCAAGCAGUGCAAGCCUGGCGCUACGUUCCAAGAAUUGGGCAAUUACAUCGAAAAACACGCCAAGGAAAACAAAUGCUCUGUGGUCAGAACCUACUGCGGCCACGGAGUGGGCCGCUUUUUCCACUGUGCACCAAACAUCCCACAUUACGCGGGAAACAGAACUUCGGGCGUUAUGCAGCCCGGUAUGAUCUUCACCGUUGAGCCUAUGAUUAACGAAGGCUCUUGGCAGGACGUCACGUGGCCCGACGACUGGACUUCUUCAACCAAAGACGGUAAGUUAAGCGCUCAAUUCGAGCAUACUUUGCUUGUGACAGAGCACGGUGUGGAGAUCUUGACUGCCAGAAACAAAAAAUCGCCAGGUGGACCCAGACCCCGGAGAAAGUAA
This is a messenger RNA of Lachancea sp. 'fantastica', 1119 nucleotides long. The record is from the annotation of a GenBank genome assembly. NCBI's taxonomy places the organism in Eukaryota, Fungi, Ascomycota, Saccharomycetes, Saccharomycetales, Saccharomycetaceae.